This is a messenger RNA of Elgaria multicarinata webbii, 5687 nucleotides long. It is a transcript of the gene ADAMTS12, whose product is annotated as ADAM metallopeptidase with thrombospondin type 1 motif 12. The record is from RefSeq and is a predicted model, not a curated record. Gene Ontology annotation, molecular function: metalloendopeptidase activity. Gene Ontology annotation, cellular component: extracellular matrix. Lineage: Eukaryota; Metazoa; Chordata; Lepidosauria; Squamata; Anguidae. The coding region runs from base 84 to 4730 and encodes 1548 amino acids. The transcript is spliced from 23 exons. Gene Ontology annotation, biological process: extracellular matrix organization; proteolysis.
GGCCAUGCAACUUGACUGUUUUGCUUUCAGCGCAGGGCGCCUUUAAAGAAAGAAAAAGGGGCUCAGUACCCUGCAACUAAAACAUGUCUUGUAUCCAGAGAAACUGGGUUGCAAACUUUUCCUUUUGGGUUCACCUCCUUAAUAUCCAGGCGCUGUGCUACGGUAGGGAUCCGCCACCGGGCAGCUUUGUCUUCCCAGACAAGAGGCAAGGUUGUUUUAUUGAGACAUUGCAAGACUAUCAAGUGGUCAGCCCAGAGAAAGUCAAUGCAGAUGGACGUUUUCUCUCCUACAGUGUACAUCACCAUGCCUCAAAUGUCAGAAGGAAAAGAGACGUCAGCAGGAAGGACAGUAAAGUGUAUUAUAAAAUUAAGCACAAAGAGAAGGAUCUCUUCUUUAACUUAACUCUCCAUCAAGGGUUGCUAGCCAAUAAUUAUAUUCUGGAAAGGCGAUAUGGCAACUACACUGGGGCAAAGAUCAUACCACGUCUGGAAACUUCAUGCCACCUCAUUGGGACAGUCUUGCAGUCCGAUUCCAGGAAUGGGAAGGCAGCAAUCAGCACUUGCAAUGGGCUAACUGGAUAUUUCCAUCUUCCUGAUGGAGACUACUUCAUUGAACCAGUGAAGAGCUAUAAGUCUGAAGAAGGGGCUUACCCUCAUGUAGUCUACAGGGCAAACAUCUUUCAUAAGGCUUUAAGGAAACGACGGGACACCUGGGUGAAAAUGGAACAGACUUGUGGAGUGAAUGAAACUCUGAACUUUCUCAAACAGCAAGAGCUUCGAAGGGAGAAGUGGGACAGGCGUCGUGUGAUGGCCAAAGCAACCUCCCGCCGCUCUGUCAGCAGAGAACGAUGGGUGGAGACUCUGGUGGUUGCUGACAGCAAGAUGAUUGAAUACCACGGAAGCGAGAAUGUGGAAUCCUAUAUCCUCACUAUCAUCAACAUGGUGGCAGGCUUAUUCCAUGAUCCAAGCAUUGGCAACGCAAUCCACAUUGUGCUGGUUCGCCUUAUUCUUCUCGAAGAAGAAGAGCAAGGGCUGAAAAUAGUUCAUCAUGCGGAUAAGACAUUAGCCAGCUUCUGUAAAUGGCAAAAGAGUAUCAACCCAAAAACAGAUGCCAACCCACUGCACCAUGAUGUGGCAGUGCUUCUUACCAGAAAAGACAUUUGCGCCAGCAUGAAUCGUCCCUGUGAAACCUUGGGUUUGUCCCAUCUCUCUGGAAUGUGUCAACCUCAUCGGAGCUGUAACAUCAAUGAAGAUUCGGGUCUACCUUUGGCAUUUACGAUUGCACAUGAACUUGGACAUAGUUUUGGUAUCCAGCAUGAUGGGAAGGAAAACGACUGUGAGCCAGAGGGAAGACGUCCGUACAUCAUGUCCCGGCAGCUGCAAUAUGACCCCAGCCCCCUCACCUGGUCACAGUGCAGCAAGGACUACAUCACCCGUUUCCUAGACCGAGGAUGGGGCUUCUGCCUGGAUGAUGUUCCAAAGAAGAAAGAUCUGAAGCCUCCUUUCAUUGCACCUGGAGUGAUUUAUGAUGUGCACCAUCAAUGCCAACUGCAGUAUGGACCCAAUGCAACGUUCUGCGAUCGAGUGGAUAAUAUUUGCCAGACACUGUGGUGCUUUGUGAAAGGCUCCUGUCGUUCAAAACUAGAUGCUGCUGCAGAUGGAACGAGGUGUGGUGAGAAUAAGUGGUGCUUCACAGGUGAGUGCAUAGCCGUGGGCAAGAGCCCAGAAGCGGUUCACGGUGGAUGGGGGUCGUGGUCAUCGUGGUCGCAUUGCACAAGGACAUGCGGGGCCGGUGUUCAGACUGCAGAGAGACAGUGCAAUAAUCCAGAGCCACAGUUUGGAGGGAAGUAUUGCACCGGAGAGAGGAAGCGCUAUCGCGUGUGUAACGUCAAGCUGUGCACAAGAACUACGCCAAACUUUCGACAAAUGCAAUGCAGUGAAUUCGAUACCGUCGCCUACAGAAAUGAAUUCUACGAGUGGAUUCCAGUUUAUAACACAGCUAAUCCUUGUGAGCUACAAUGCCGCCCUGCAAACAACCACUUUACAGAGAAAAUGCUAGAUGCGGCUAUCGAUGGGACGCCUUGCUUUGAAGGAAACAACAGCAGAGACAUCUGUAUUAAUGGCAUGUGUAAGACCGUUGGCUGCGAUUAUGAAAUAGAUUCCAACGCGACCGAAGAUCAAUGUGGAGUUUGCCUAGGAGACGGUUCCUCUUGCCAGACUGUGAAGAUAACAUUCAAUCAGAGUGAAGGAUUAGGUUAUGUUGAUAUUGGCUUGAUUCCAAAAGGUGCAAGGCACAUCAAAGUGGUAGAAAUGGCAGAAGCAGGGAAUUUCCUCGCCUUGCGGAGUGAAGAUCCAGAAAAGUAUUACCUAAAUGGAGGGUUUAUUAUCCAAUGGAAUGGAGACUACAAAGUGGCAGGAACACUAUUCCAAUAUGGGAGAAAAGGUGACCUGGAAAAUCUCACUGCUUCUGGGCCCACAAACGAAUCUUUGUGGCUACAGCUCCUUUUUCAGGAAAAUAAUCCUGGAAUAAAAUAUGAAUAUACUGUUCGCAAAGACUGGAGCUCUGAGAAUGAAGUGGAAGAGCCUGAGUAUUUUUGGCAAUACGGAAGCUGGACAGGUUGCAGCGUAACAUGUGGGCGGGGUUUCCAACGGCAAACUGCCCGCUGUGUGAAAAGGGGGAAAGGUGUGGUGAAAAAUCUGUUUUGUGAUCCAGAAGCACAACCAAAUGGAAAACAAAAGAAAUGCAUUGAAAAAGACUGUCCACCAAGAUGGUGGGCAGGAGAAUGGCAGAAGUGUUCCACCACCUGUGGUCCAACAGGAGAGAAGAAACGAACUGUCCUUUGCAUCCAGGCUGUGGGGGUCGAUGAGCAAGCAUUGCCUGCUGAGGAAUGCCAACAUCUCCUGAAACCAAAAACUCGCCUUUCAUGCAACAGAGAUAUCCUGUGCCCAUCUGACUGGACAGUAAGCAAUUGGACUCAGUGUACAGUUACCUGCGGCGGAGGGGUACGGACUCGUAACAUCACCUGUACGAAAAACAAUGGGGAGCCUUGUGAUGUUUCAAGAAAACCCCAUUCUAGAGCUCUGUGUGGCCUCCAGCAGUGCCUGUCCACCAGAAGAUUACUGACCCACCAUAUCAAACUGCAUGGUGGGAAGAUAAUCAGGAGAAUGGGAACUAAUCCCAGAAGAGGCCCUGCAGACCGAUUGCCCACCCCAAAACCAUGGCCAAGAAUCCCGAUGACAACAAAAAUACCUGAACCUAGAAAUGUUACUUUGAUACCCACAUCUGUUAGCCUGAUGAAUUUUUCCCAACCAGAAGACUUGGAAGCAAAAAAUGUACAAAAUAAUUCCAGUGGCUCAAGCAUUCAUGAUAAUUAUUCCGGCGUACUUAGUGGCAACUGUUCACUGCAAAAUAGCACUUGUGGGCCCAUCACAAAUAAUACAAUUAUUUCAAAUGUUACAAACAUGGGAAGCGCAUCCAACAUGAACCCUACCAAUUCUUCGGAAGGUGGCUUUAUAAAUAUGGACUCCUUUACCACUAACCCCAUGUCUUGGGUUGUCACCCCAAGCGAUCAUUAUUUAACUGAAGUAUCUGAUACAGUGUCUAACAGUACUGAUGGAGGAACAAAAGACAAAACCCAAAGUGAAUGGCCAACAGGAACAUCUCCUACUACCAUCCCCGACAAGACCUCAAAAACCUCACCGACAGAUGACCCCCCUGGCACCUUUAGCCAAGUUCCUGUUACCCCAAUAGCAGGAGAAGAAGUUUCCUUGACUACAAUAAGCCUCAAAGGCCUUCGUGUACAAAUAAAUACACCUACAGCAGCAGAUCUUCUUACAGAACAGCCAACACUGUUAACUGAUACAUCAAGAGACAAGAGUACAAAUGGAAUGACACUCAAACCCUCCUUCAAUGAAACACACAAUCGGCCUACAGAAAGUCCAUUCCUGUGGGACACCAAUGUGCCAAAGAUCCAGGAUAAAGCUUUCAAGAGAACAUUUGUGAAUGACUCUGAUCCAGAUUCUCCAGAAGGCCCCGUGAAUUCCUAUCUUGAUGCCUACUGGGUGGUGGGGAACUGGAGUGAGUGUUCCACCACAUGUGGCAUGGGCGCCUUUUGGAGGCCGGUGGAAUGUAGCACCAAGAAUGAAACUGACUGCCUGCACAUUAAAAAACCUGAUCCGGCCAGAAGGUGCUAUUUCCGUCCGUGUGCCCAGUGGGAAGUUGGGAACUGGAGCAAGUGCUCCUCCAGCUGUGGAGGCGGUUUCAAGACUCGCGACGCUCAUUGCCUCGAUGUCCGUGAACACAGAAUCCUGAGGCCCUUUCAUUGCCAGCUAGUAGAACGCAAGCCACAGCUGAACACCAGCUGCAAUGCAGGGCCCUGCUUGGAGUGGCGUGCGGAGCCCUGGAAUGAGUGCUCUGUUCCCUGUGGAGGAGGCACUCAGCAAAGAGCAGUGCAGUGCAUCAGUAUGGAAGACCACGCGGCUAAGGACGGGAGCAUGUGUGAGCACAAGGCCAAGCCUCCAGACUCUCGGAAAUGCAACCUAGAUGCGUGCAUGGGGAACACAGGUGUGCCUUGCAGCAAGGACAGGCUGUCAGCGAAUUUCUGCAGGACAGUGAGGGAUGUCGGCAAAUGCUCCAUGCCGGCGGUGCAGAAUCAGUGCUGCUUCACAUGCAAGAGACCCUGGGAUGGUCACAAAAUGGGGCCUCAGAACCUACCAAGCACGAAACCAUAGUGUGACUGAGAAACUAAGAUGGCCUGAUCUAAAUUUGGAACUAAAGAGUGCUAUAGAGCUCUAGUCCCUCUCCCGCCAUGGCCCACGGAACCAUCAUGCAAUGGCUUUGACCCUUUCCAAAGACAGGAUAACCUUACCACGGAUUUGCAACAUUGGACUUGCAUAUUAUUUUUGUACGUUCUAUAUUUCCCCCCUACUUUUACUAUUUCUAUUUUCUCUCUCUUUGUCCUUUAUUCUCUCACCCUCUCCUUUCUCCUCCUUUAAAAAACAGGUUGUAAUGUCACAUUCCUGACCCAACUUAAGUCAGUUUGUGUUCAUUGCCUUAACUUGCUUUAGAAACAAUAACGAUUGAAGACCUUCCUUCUGAUCUAGCAAGGGAGGACUAAAGGUGGUAGAAGUAAGAUUCUGUGUGUUCAACUAAUGCAAAUGCAGGUGCACACCUCAACCUGUAUUCAAAUGUGCAUCCAGGCUCCAUUGAAAUGGUUGGAUGCAUCUUUGGACAUCCUCACAUUUGUUUUUUAUGCCGGACUAGUUAUCAUCACACAAAUGAUGUUGUUAAACUUCAACCCCAUCAGCCCCAGCCAACAUGCUUGGGAAUGUUGGGAGUUGUGGGGCAUCAACAUCUGGAGACCCUUGGUUAAACUUUACCUCCUCUGCCGCUACAUUCUCGUCCAAAACUAUGCGCACACACACACACACACCAGCCUUUUACAAAAAACGUAAAGAUCCAGGACAUCCAAUCAGAGCUUUCCAUUAGCUCAUAUACCUUGUCUCUAAGACUCUACGUAGUUGCCAUGAUAUCUUGCUCACAGCACACCUGAUCCCAGUUAUAUCCUACAAAUUAUAAUCUUGCCAACUGUGAUGUUCCUUAUGACAAGAUAAGCCACAAAAGUGAGUUUGAAAAAUAAAAGCUUCCAUUAACACCACUUUACCUGGAAACCUUUGAAAAGUCUCUUC